AUAUUCAAUUCAUUUGAAAACUAAAAGAAAAAAUGUCAUCAGAUCAUAAAGAAUCAAGUUAUAAACAAAAAAAUAUUGAACUUGCUGAUUUAUUAACCAAACAAUUAAUAGUAUCGAAUGAAGAUUUUGAAAAAGUAUCAGCAUUAUUAUCAAAAGAAUUUGAUCGUGGUUUACGAUCAACAGAAGAUUCGUUUGUAAAAAUGUAUUUAACUUAUGUUCGAUCAUUACCGAAUGGCGAAGAAAAUGGUCGUUUUCUUGCAUUAGAUUUAGGUGGCACUAAUGUACGUGCUUUAUUAGUAGAAUUUCAUAGAUCACAAUCAGAAUCAUCAGCAACGGAAUCAAAUCAAAAACAACAACAACAAGAGCCACAAAAAGGAUCAAUUGAAAUAAUCGAUUCCUCUAUUGAGACAAUACCAACAGAAAUAUUUCAUGGUACUGGAGAACAAUUAUUUGAUUUUAUUGCUGAAUUUAUUAUUGAAUUUGCAUUUCGUAAUAAAUUGACUGGUGAACGUAUUGCACUUGGUUUUUCAUUUAGUUUUCCUUCUAUACAAAAAGGUAUUGCUGAAGCAACAUUAGUUACCUGGACAAAAACAUUCAACUGUUCCGGUGUUGUUGGCUGUGAUGUUGUACGUUUAUUUAAGGCAUCAUUAGAACGUAAAGCACAUCCUUCAAUACCAUUUAUUGAUGUUGUUGCUAUUUUAAAUGAUACAACUGGUACAUUAAUCUAUGGUGCAUUACUCGAUGAAAAUUGUAGAAUUGGAUUGAUUGUUGGUACAGCUAGUAAUGCCUGUGUUGUUGGCAAUGAUGUUGUACGUUUAUUAAAAGCAUCACUGAAACGUAAAACACAUCAUUCAAUACCAUUUAUUGAUGUUGUUGCUAUUAUAAAUGAUACAACUGGUACAUUAAUUUAUGGUGCAUUACAAGAUAAAAACUGUGGAAUUGGUUUAAUUGUUGGUACAGGUAGUAAUGCCUGUUAUGUUGAAUAUUUAAGUAAAAUUGAAAAAUGGCCAUUCAACUAUAGUGAUCCAAAACAAGUUGUUAUUAAUUGUGAAUGUGGUGCAUUCGGUGAUAAUCAUGUUAUUGAUUGGGCAUUAACUAAUUGGGAUCGUCGGCUAAAUUAUGAAUCAUUAAAUCUAAAUAAACAGAUACAUGAAAAACUAAUAAGCGGAAUGUAUUUACCCGAAAUUUUACGACGAUGUCUUUUAACAUUAAUCGAAUUGGGUAUUGUAUUUGAAGGAAAAACACCUAUUGAAUUAUUUCGACCGUAUUCAAUAAAAACAAAAUAUAUGUCAUUUAUUGAUCAAGAUAAUGAAAAUGAUGAAAAUAAUUUUCCAAAUACAAGAAAAGCAUUGGCAGAUAUGUUUAAUAGUAAAAAUCCUUUAUUUAAAAAUGGUUUUAGUGAUUCGGAUGUUAAAAUUAUACAUAUGAUUAAUCGACGUAUUACAAAACGAUCAGCAAAUUUUGUUGCCAAUGCAUUAUGGACAUUAGCCAUUCGUAUUGAUAAUGUUGAUGUAUCGAUUGCAUAUGAUGGAUCAUUAAUUUGUUUACAUCCUUAUUAUCGUAGUUGGGUGGAAGAAAAAUUGAAUGAAUUUAUUAAAAAAACUGGAAUUAAAAAACGUUUUCGUUUAAUACAUGCAAAUGAUGGUAGUCUUUAUGGUGCUGCUAUUGUUGCUGCAAUUUGUUAUCGUGAAAAACGUCCAAAAUUUAUUAAAAAACGUGGAAAAAUUUAUGAGAUUACUAGAUUCUAGUGAAAAGAAAAAAUUUUUAUUUUGAAUUUUAAACCAAAAAAAAACUAAAUAAAUUUAAAU
Dermatophagoides pteronyssinus (European house dust mite) is the source of this 1808-nucleotide messenger RNA. RefSeq names its product hexokinase type 2-like. Gene Ontology annotation, molecular function: glucokinase activity; fructokinase activity; ATP binding. Gene Ontology annotation, cellular component: cytosol; mitochondrion. Lineage: Eukaryota; Metazoa; Arthropoda; Arachnida; Sarcoptiformes; Pyroglyphidae. The record is from RefSeq and is a predicted model, not a curated record. Gene Ontology annotation, biological process: glycolytic process; glucose metabolic process; carbohydrate phosphorylation.